Onychostoma macrolepis is the source of this 2611-nucleotide messenger RNA. RefSeq lists its product as uncharacterized. Bases 560 to 2473 code for a protein of 637 amino acids. The transcript is spliced from 5 exons. Lineage: Eukaryota; Metazoa; Chordata; Actinopteri; Cypriniformes; Cyprinidae. The record is from RefSeq and is a predicted model, not a curated record.
ACUGCACUAUUUUAGCAAUCCCUUAAGAUCACUGCAUGUCACACUGUGCGACAUGGAUCUAAUAAACUUGGCUACGACAUGUGUAGACUGUACGAUGAUGACACCUAUUGACUCGUAGUACGCUAUGAUGCAUGUUACUAUAAAAGAAUAAAACGUCCUCAGCAUGCGCUGGUGGUAAACAAAAAGAGCAUCUCACUUUAGCAGUUGCAGUUGUGUGCUGAAAAAAAGUGGACGCAGUGAGAGAGGAAGGGAUAAGAGCUUGAGGAUUUCAACCAAAGAAGAGCUAUUUUUUACAGUCUAUGCCAAAGAGUCAAAAACCAGUCAACGUCACUCUGAUUGGCUGAGGCAGCACAUCAGCAUAACCCAACCAGUAAACGCCCCUCUAAUUGGGCGAGGCAACACGUCAGGCAUUUUGGCGCGAUUCAAGCAUUGCAGAAUAACGGCACUGCACACAGCUCUUCAGCCUGCAUCGCUGGUGAACCCAUCGAUUCCUCUAAAUUGAAGGUGCUGUAAGGAGUGAAGUGUUAUUCCCUGUUAGGAGAUAAACCACCUAAACAAGAUGACUUUGAGAGUAAGACAGUGGCGAAAACGCCAAAGAGAACUGGAUCAACUACUAUGUUAUUCUGGCAGUGAUGAAGAGGGCAUUGAAAAUAAUUGCAACAGUGUGUCUGGGACUCAAAGUAGUUUCAGCAGUGACGGUGUGCCUGGGACCCCAGAUAGUUUAAUGAGUGACAGUGUUCUUGGGGCAUCAGAUGAUUUUGACUUUGACACUGAUGUGGACUAUUGCUCUACUGACUCUGAACAGGAACCAAAUGAAACUGAAGUGACCAGCUUUGAGGACGAACUGAGACAGUGGGCCUUAGAGUACAGAUUGACACACAGAGCGCUUAAUGGUCUAUUGUCCAUAUUAAGAAAGCAAGGGCACUUAUUGCCCGCGGAUUGCCGGACACUCCUUGCUACACCACGGCAUAACACAACAGAGCCUAAAUGUGGUGGGCAGUACAAGUACUACGGCUUAGAAAAGGGUAUCUGUCGUUAUUUAAGUCAGAUGGAGAGCAAUGAAGUGCACCUCAGCGUAAACGUUGAUGGCAUCCCACUUUUCAGAAGUAGUGGUGUCCAAUUCUGGCCAAUACUGGUGAAGUGUGGCCAUUUUGAUCCAUUCAUUGUAGCCAUGUUUAGUGGACAAAGUAAGCCAAGUCCUCUUGAGGAGUAUUUAAAAGACUUUGUGACUGAAUACAAACAUCUGAAGGACAAUGGAAUAGUUUUUAAAGGCCAGACUUACACUGUCAAUAUUGAUGCACUGAUAUGUGAUGCGCCAGCAAGGGCAUAUCUGAAGUGUAUUAAGGGUCAUACUGCCUAUGAGAGUUGUGAAAGAUGUUUAAUCAGAGGUACUCGUGUUGAGAGAAGAAUAGUUUUCAGUGAACAGGAAUGCACUUCUCGAACAGAUGACGGUUUCUCCAGAGUGGAGUACGGGAACCACCAAACCGGUAUCAGCCCCUUCAUUGCUGCAGGAAUUCCUUGCAUCAGCUCUUUUGUCCUGGAUUAUAUGCAUAUCGUCUGCUUGGGAGUAGUUAGGCGCCUGUUAAUUUACUUGACUCGUGGCCCAAAAGUCUGCCGUUUAUCUGUGAGGCAAAAGGAUGCAAUUUCUCAAAAACUAAUUGCACUGAGAGGGAAGAUGCCAAGUGAAUUUGCUCGACAACCGUGGGGUUUGCAUGAAAUUGAUAGGUGGAAAGCCACUGAGCUAAGGCAGUUUUUGCUGUACACAGGUCCUGUGGUUUUGAAAACUGUGUUAUCCCCUGAAAAAUACAAACAUUUCUUGUCCUUGACCGUAUCCAUGUCGAUAAUGCUGGAGUCAGAUGAGCGGAUUCGAAAUGCCUAUCUCCAAUAUUCUCAAGAACUAAUCAAACAUUUUGUCAUGACCUGUUCUGACCUGUAUGGCAAGACCUUUCCUGUAUACAAUGUACAUGGACUAAUUAAUCUCCAAGAGGAUGCCAGCCACUUCAACUGUUCCUUAAAUGACAUUUCCUGUUUUCCAUUUGAAAACUACCUGCAGCAAGUCAAGAAACACGUAAGGAGUGGGAGAAGUCCCUUGGAACAAGUGACUAGGCGUUUGUCUGAAAUGGAGCAAUCAGAAGUGGACAAUAGCCAAAGACACCCUAAAGUGUUUGCCUCUGUUAAAGAAAAGGACAGCUGUUUUCUUUUGAGGGACAACAACUUUGCUUUUGUUCGACAGAAAAAUGAAGACGGGACUUUUGCUUGUGACAUUCUGCGCCAGCGCCACACUUCACCAUUAUUUCACCAACCGUGUAGCUCUGGACUUCUGAACAUAGUGUGCAUAGGAAAUGGUCAUGUCAGGAUGAAAAAUGCACUACUACAAGAAAGGGAUCUGUUCCGGAAGGUGGCCUGCCUGCCACAAGAAGCUGGUGGUUUUGUCCUUAUACCCCUUCGCCAUGGUCUGGAACACACAUAUUAAGGUCAUGUACACGAGGGCUGUUUGGAGGGAGGGUACCCAAGAGGAGGAGGGUGUAGUUCCUGACAGUUGGAUCGACAGAGAAAUGAGAACCGUCAGAUGGCCACGUAAAAUGAGCGUUACAAAAACAGAAAAAGCCAU